This is a messenger RNA of Podarcis raffonei (Aeolian wall lizard), 3560 nucleotides long. RefSeq names its product sodium-dependent lysophosphatidylcholine symporter 1-B-like. Gene Ontology annotation, cellular component: membrane. The transcript is spliced from 14 exons. The record is from RefSeq and is a predicted model, not a curated record. Gene Ontology annotation, molecular function: symporter activity. NCBI's taxonomy places the organism in Eukaryota, Metazoa, Chordata, Lepidosauria, Squamata, Lacertidae. Gene Ontology annotation, biological process: carbohydrate transport. Bases 454 to 2019 code for a protein of 521 amino acids.
AGCCAAACCUCCCUGUUGUAUCGCUUUCUGUACUAUUUCAGACAUGCGGUUUACGCACUUCUCCAUGUGCGUUUGCAUUUUAUUUAUGGCACCUUAGACUUCUUGCAACGAAGCGAAGCCGGCAGGCAGGCGGCUCCAAGACGGACAACUGCCCGUCCCCCACCGGACAGCCUUCAUCCACCCCUUUCCUCUGCGCCUCGGCGCCUGCCAGAGGCUCCCGGUCCCACCCCUCGCUGGCGAGAGCCCUGGUGUUGGUGUCGGUUUCAGGGCCAGGCGCGCGUCCGCCUCCCGUCCGCGCCCCCGGGGAGGAAGAAGCAUGAUUUGCGUCCGCUAGCUUCCUGGAGGGGACUAUCCCUCUUGCCCCCUCCCGCGCUCCUUCCUCCCGCUUCGGCUGCCCUGUGCGUAAUUGCGCGCGGAGGUUCGGCAGGUGAUGGUCCUAUAACUGUGCGAGCCAUGCUUCAGGGAGAAGGCCAGGGCGAACCGGCGCGGGAAGGGUUAACUCCGAAGGGUGCAGAGCCUGGGAAGGACGCCCAGCCCAGCCGGGUGAAACCUGCCUUGCCUCUCCACCGGAAGGUUUGCUAUGCUCUUGGAGGCGCCCCUUACCAGCUCACAGGAAACGCCGUCGGGUUUUUCCUCCAGAUCUUCUUGCUGGAUGUCGUGCAGCUGGAGCCUUUCCGUGCUUCGCUGAUCCUUUUCCUGGGGAAAGCCUGGGAUGCUGUGGCCGAGCCCACCAUCGGAUUCCUGGUCAGCAGAAGCCCCCGCCGGAGGUGGGGCAAACUGGUCCCCUGGGUCGUCUGCUCCACGCCAUUCGGGGUCUUCUUCUACACUAUGCUCUGGUUCGUGCCCUCAGAUUCCCUCUCUGUGUCACUGAAGUUCUUUUGGUAUUUGGUCAUGUACUGCCUCUUCCAGACCUGCAUGAGUUGCUACCACGUCCCUUAUUCCUCGCUGACCAUGUUCCUAGGAGGGAGUCAGAUGGACCGCGACUCUGCGACCGCCUAUAGGAUGGGAGUGGAGAUGCUGAGCACCCUGCUGGGGUCGGGUAUCCAGGGGCAAAUCGUCGGGAGUCACCAUGCCAGCAUGAGGAAGAGGUGCGACGUGGCGAAUGGCACCCUGGCAGAAAACGACACCUCUCUGCUCCCGGAUGUGCUAGAGAGUGCGCGCACGGCGUAUGUUGUCGCCUCCCUGGUUCUUGGCUCUCUUUAUUUCCUUUCCUGUUUGGUCCUUUUCUUGGGAGUGAAAGAACAGCCAGGACGAUACACCCCUUUGGGGAAGACCAGACUCCCAUUCUUUGCCAGUCUGCGGGCCGUCCUAAGCCACAGCUCAUACACCCGGCUCCUUGCAGGUUUCUUGCUGGCAUCGCUGGCCUUCCAGCUUGCCCAGGGAAUCUUUGCCUUCUUCUGCACUCAUGCAGCUGGACUGCCUGGGAGCUUCCAGCAUCUGGUGCUCAUCAUGUUGGUGGUCGCCUGCCUCUCCAUCCCUGUCUGGCAGUGGUUCCUGGUAAGGUUUGGGAAGAAGAUGGCUGUCUUCAUAGGCCUCUCGCUGAUCAUCCCGUCUCUCAUUGUUAUCACGGUCGUGACCCACAACUUCCUGGUCUAUGUCUUCAUGGUCGCCCUGGCAGGAAGCAGCCUCGCCGUCCUCUACUUGUUGCCAUGGUCCAUGCUUCCAGACGCAGUGGAUGAUUUCAAGCUGCAGAACCCCACCUGCCUCAACCUGGAAGCUUUCUUCUACUCGUUCUACGUUUUCUUCAACAAGCUCGCCGCCGGCCUCUCCCUUGGGAUUUCCACCAUGAGUUUGCAUUUUGCAGGUUACAGAGCCGCGGACUGCACACAUAACCCCCAGGUUAUCCUGACGCUGCAAAUUCUCAUGGCGCCUGUUCCCAUUGUCCUGCUGCUCUCCUCCAUGGCCGUCUUCUUCUCCUACCCCAUCGACGAGAAGCGGAGGAAGCAGAUCAGAGUGGAAAUGGAGGCGACUGGCAGGCAUCAGGGUCAGACAGAACGCCCAGAAUCAGAGGCAAGUUAGUCUCUGGAGGGAAUUCAUGACUACUUGCGGGAAAGUUGCUGAUGCUUUUUGCCUCCGGUUGCAACACUACAAAGGACAGGUCUCUGGCGUCUUCCUUUUUUUCAUCCGGGAGCAGCAGUGAAGACAUCUCGGGCACUUGCGCAAGACGCCAAAGAAAUUAACUCCACGGAGCUCAACGUUUUUACAACCAUCUCUCGCCCAGGGACAAAUCCCUGAGGAUGGAACAAGCAGAGACUUCGCUUUAAAAACUGGAAUGAACUUCUUUCUCAGGGGAGCAGGAACAAGCUGGUGGUUCUACAAACGCAGGGACUUUUAAUGUACAUUUAUGUAACAAAUAUCUCUUGCCUUGGAAAGAGAAUGGAUUGUGCUAUGAUUCAGUGACUUGUCUUCUGCACUUAUACGAUUUAUGUAAGCUCCUCACAUAUGAGUAAGGAAACUAGGCCAAAUGCAUAUUCAAUUUCAGGACAUUUUAGAGAACUGGAACUCAGCUGCCCGGAGGUUGACCCCGGGCAGCUGCACUCAAUAUCAUUAUGGGUCUCUCUCAACCCCAGUCGUUUUCACAGGUAUUUUGGUCUUCUGCAAUCUCCGGAACACAUAGCUAACUUCUUUGCAAGCUGAACUGGGACCUUUAUGCAUUCAUCUGUAUGGUGGCAUCUGUUUGAUACCUACCCCUGGCAAGAAGGAUGCUUAUUUAGCUCAGUUUAGAGAGGCAGAGGGCAUGAUCUUAGCGGUAGAGAACAUGCCGUGAAUAUUGAAGGUCUCAGGUUCCACCUUCAAUGUCUUGAAUUAACAGAUCUCAGGUUAGGAGGGCUGAGGAGCUGAUUGGAGAGUCAGAGUAGAUAAUUCUGAGCUAGAAGGAUCUGUGUCCAGAGGGAAGUAAGAUGUGACUCACCCAGCUGGCCGGGCACGAGUUGACCUUUCUCCAGGUCCUGACUGGGACCUACCAUGACAUUCUUCUGACAGGCUAUUAGCAUUAUGUUCCCAAGCGCUCCAGGUCAAGGCAAGCACCGCACUGAACAUGCUGAUGAGACCUCCUUGACCCAGACCGAUCCUUAGCUUCCAACCUCCCCUACAAAAUAGCAUCGUAGUUUCCACUUUCCUGGUUAUGGGGAUCGCCUCCCUCCGGUGGGGGACAAGGCUCUGGUGCACACCAGCUCUCCCAACCUGGUCCCAGCCUCCUGACAACACGACACCUGCCUGUUUGUGAGGCUAUGGAUGCUGACAUCCUUCGAGCCAUUUAGCAACGGAAUCUUGUGGUCUGGUCUAUUUCGGUAUGUGCUAAUGUGGUUGCCAUGCACACCGAUGGCUUUUAUCUGUGUUUUUAACUAGACUGCGAGUCGUUAGUGAUUUGCCUGUUUAUUGCACAGAGCCAGAGCAACAAUAGGUGCUUUGUGAAUCACACUGUGGAGCCAGGUUGACAUUUCAGAAAUAAGAUUCCUUUUUAAAAAUAAUAACAAUUAAUUAGGGUGGUGUUUUUUUCCCAGGGGGAGUUGUAUGUGACUAAGAAGCUGCGGCUGACCAUGUCUCAGUUGCAGAAGCUU